Pongo pygmaeus (Bornean orangutan) is the source of this 1138-nucleotide messenger RNA. Its product is annotated as keratin-associated protein 4-9. The coding region runs from base 36 to 668 and encodes 210 amino acids. Gene Ontology annotation, cellular component: keratin filament. The record is from RefSeq and is a predicted model, not a curated record. NCBI's taxonomy places the organism in Eukaryota, Metazoa, Chordata, Mammalia, Primates, Hominidae. The transcript has a single exon.
UGGAAACCCACCCAGAUCCUCCCCUUUCUGACACCAUGGUCAACUCCUGUUGUGGCUCCGUGUGCUCUGACCAGGGCUGCGGCCAAGACCUCUGCCAGGAGACCUGCUGCCGCCCCAGCUGCUGUGAGACCACCUGCUGCAGGACCACCUGCUGCCGCCCCAGCUGCUGUGUAUCCAGCUGCUGCAGGCCCCAGUGCUGCCAGUCUGUGUGCUGCCAACCCACUUGCUCCCGCCCCAGCUGCUGUCAGACCACCUGUUGCAGGACCACCUGCUACCGCCCCAGCUGUUGUGUGUCCAGCUGCUGCAGGCCCCAGUGCUGCCAGUCUGUGUGCUGCCAACCCACCUGCUGUCGCCCCAGCUGCUGUGAGACGACCUGCGGCCGCCCUAGGUGCUGCAUCUCCAGCUGCUGUCGCCCCAGCUGCUGUGUGUCCAGCUGCUGCAGACCCCAGUGCUGCCAGUCUGUGUGCUGCCAGCCCACCUGCUGCCGCCCCAGCUGCAACAUCUCCAGCUGCUGCCACCCCUCUUGCUGUGAAUCCAGCUGCUGCCGCCCCUGCUGCUGCCUGCGUCCAGUCUGUGGCCGAGUCUCCUGCCACACCACUUGCUAUCGCCCAAUCUGUGUCAUCUCCAGCUGCCCCCGCCCCUUGUGCUGUGCCUCCUCUUGCUGCUGAGCCCACUGCCCUGGCUCAUCUCCCCCUUCACCACUGGCCCACAGAUGUAGACCCUUCUACUGUUCUGACCAUUAGGACACAUGAAGUGGGGUUGAUGUCAUUCAAUAGGAUGGACCUCAUGUUUCCAAUGAGCCCAUCACCAUUUCACUGACUCUUUGAGAACAUUCUGAUUCAUUUUAAACUCCCUCCCUUGCUUUCUUUUUCUUCCGGUGGUGGCAUCAAAUGUGAAUUAAUUUGUAAUCCACUAGCUAAGAAAUUAUCCCAAUCCUCUAAUUUCCUCAUUUUCUUUAUCACUUUGAGGUACAGAUUCUUCUUCUCAGUGAGGUAGACAUUAUCUGGAGGACCAGUUUUGUCACUGAGGUUGCACCCUCAGAUCCAGCCACCCAGUUAUAUUCUGUGUUUCUCCUAGUGUGAAUUUCUUAUGCUUUGUUGCAUCUCUGCUUUCUAAUAAACAUUUCUGCACGUAAGAA